CCGCGGCGGGGGGCAAUGGAGUUCACCGGCGCGACUAUCUCGGCGCCGUUCGGCUGCCGGGCGUUGCGCGGCGGCGGACCGCUGCGGACGCCCGGCUGGGGCGCCGAUGGCAGGAGGCGGCGGGUGAGUUCGGGGCCCGGGGCGGAGCAGUCCAGGAGCUGGAAGGUGACCUGCGUGGCGACGGAGAAGCCCGACGAGAAGGCUGCGGCGGGGGCGGCGGGGCUGGCGGUGGACUUCGCCGACGAGGAGGACUACGUCAAGGGCGGCGGCGGCGAGCUGCUCUACGUGCGAAUGCAGGCCACCAAGGCCAUGGACAGCCAGUCCAAGAUCGCCUCCAAGCUGUUGCCUAUAAGUGCUGAAACUUCAGUACUUGAUUUGAUUAUCAUUGGUUGUGGUCCCGCUGGCCUAUCUCUGGCUGCAGAAUCAGCAAAGAAAGGACUCACUGUCGGUCUCAUUGGCCCUGAUCUUCCAUUCACAAACAAUUACGGUGUAUGGGAGGACGAAUUCAAAGAUCUCGGUCUGGAGAGCUGUAUUGAGCAUGUCUGGAAAGAUACUGUUGUGUACCUAGACCGUAACAAGCCAAUAAUGAUUGGCCGAGCAUAUGGACGGGUGCAGCGAGACUUGCUGCAUGAGGAGUUGCUGAGAAGAUGCCAUGAAGCUGGUGUUACAUACCUCAACUCGAAGGUGGAACAGAUAAUAGAAUCUCCAGAUGGGCAUCGAAUAGUAUAUUGUGAGCCGGACCAGAAGAUACUUUGCAGACUUGCCAUUGUUGCUUCUGGAGCAGCAUCUGGUAAGCUACUAGAGUAUGAGGUUGGAGGACCGCGUGUUUGUGUUCAGACUGCAUACGGUGUAGAAGUUGAGGUUGAACAUUAUCCGUACGAUCCCAGCUUAAUGGUUUUCAUGGACUACAGAGAUUGUUUCAAAGAGAAAUUCUCCAAUCCCGAGGAAGAAAAUCCAACGUUUCUCUAUGCCAUGGCCAUGUCUUCCACACGAAUUUUCUUUGAGGAAACAUGCUUAGCUUCGAAAGAUGCAAUGCCGUUUGAUCUCCUUAAGAAGAGGUUGAUGUAUCGGCUGGAUGCGAUGGGAGUUCGUAUCCUAAAAGUAUAUGAGGAGGAGUGGUCCUAUAUUCCUGUUGGUGGAUCCUUACCUAACACAGACCAGAAAAAUCUUGCAUUUGGUGCUGCAGCUAGUAUGGUCCAUCCUGCAACUGGAUACUCGGUGGUCAGAUCUUUGUCUGAAGCUCCAAGAUAUGCUUCUGUCAUAUCUGAUAUCUUACGAAAUCGUGUCCAUUCUGAACAAUAUUUGCCUGGAAGUUCUCAAGGCCCCAGUCCAUCAAUGCUCGCAUGGAGAACGCUGUGGCCUCCAGAACGGAAGCGUCAACGCUCAUUCUUCCUCUUCGGAUUGGCCUUGAUAAUACAACUGGAUAACGAAGGCAUCCAAACAUUCUUCGAAACAUUUUUCCGGUUGCCCAAAUGGAUGUGGCGAGGAUUCCUUGGCUCGACACUUUCAUCAGUGGAUCUCAUGCUCUUUGCGCUCUACAUGUUUGCAAUUGCGCCUAAUAAGUUGCGAAUGAACCUCGUCAGCCACCUCCUCUCUGACCCGACUGGAUCCGCGAUGAUCAGGACCUACCUGACCUUGUAAAAGCAUUCCGCAUCUGCAAGAAUUCUAGGAAGUGUACAGUUUUGUAGUUGUACAUACCAUAGUUAGAAGAGGAGCUGGACGUCACUUGGCAUGCUACAACAGCAAUAUCGUUUGUUGGCUAUGGCAGUCGAGUAGAUCUCUGUAGUGGAGUAAAGUGUGGAUCAUGUAUAGUUGAACUGGCCAUUUUUAGGUCUUGUCUCCCGUUUC
Messenger RNA from Lolium rigidum, 1848 nucleotides. RefSeq names its product lycopene epsilon cyclase, chloroplastic. Gene Ontology annotation, molecular function: oxidoreductase activity, acting on paired donors, with incorporation or reduction of molecular oxygen. The record is from RefSeq and is a predicted model, not a curated record. Bases 16 to 1641 code for a protein of 541 amino acids. The transcript is spliced from 10 exons. Lineage: Eukaryota; Viridiplantae; Streptophyta; Magnoliopsida; Poales; Poaceae. Gene Ontology annotation, biological process: carotenoid biosynthetic process.